AUGCAAGAUAAGGAUAUCUUCCACGAUGAAGUCCUAGAACUACUAGCUAAUGCCGAUGUUGACGUCGCACCUAGUAUGCCGAUACCAGAAAGUUUCCCUUUAAAAGAUAGGCGAGAAGAAGAAGUUCUUCGCGACGGAAGAAGCAACUAUAAGUACGGAUUAGGAAUGCAUCUGUGCCCUGUAACGAAAAGAAUGCAUUGUUGUCAUAUUGUGCUGUUAUAUGUAUACCAGUCUAAACUAAAGAUUUUCUUUCGCUUCGCUGCCCUUCACCGAUAA
This is a messenger RNA of Necator americanus (New World hookworm), 276 nucleotides long. RefSeq lists its product as uncharacterized. Bases 1 to 276 code for a protein of 91 amino acids. NCBI's taxonomy places the organism in Eukaryota, Metazoa, Nematoda, Chromadorea, Rhabditida, Ancylostomatidae. The transcript is spliced from 2 exons. The record is from RefSeq and is a predicted model, not a curated record.